AAGAGAGGCAGCUUUGUCAUUUUACCGGGUCCGUUUCCCCUGCUGGCUCAGGACAGUUGCGGGAGGCAUGAAGCCCGGAAUUCUCUAUUUCAACCCCGAGCACGACUUCCUUCGAAUCACCCCGGAAUGGUCGGUGAAGAAUACACUAUUCAACUUUUUGCACCUCUUAAAGACGACUUACGAUCCCCGGCACAUCGGCCUCCGCAAUCUGGUCGUCUCGGGGAAUGACCUACGAGCAAACGAUUUGGAACUAAUAGAACCUUCCGAUCCGGAUCUUGACAGAGGCCCCAAGGAAUCUUUUAAAGGUCUUCUUGAGAAUCUCGAUGAGGUCUUCUUCUUCUCGACCACCCAUGCUGGCCGCCAGAUCUUGGGCACCCAUAACGGCGUGCCAACGUCUGAAAUUGUCUAUAACCGCUCUUUCCCGAUACAAGUCAACCUACCGACUUUUGAUCGUUUGCCUCGCGAUCCGCGUCAUAUUGGCGAAGACUUGAAACAGGUAUACAUUGGGAUGAAUGACCAUCGAGACACAAUUCGCCUGUGGCACCGUAGACUCGACCAAUUUGGUAUUACCGCUCCUGGCAUCAAGUAUAAAUGGUACAUAGCUUUUGAGCCACGGGAGGAUGAACGAAUAUCAGACGUCGAGACCGCAAGGAAAUUUCUACAGCAGGAAGACGACUUAUGGAAUGGGGUUAAGCACUCUGAGCACCCUCCGUUCGUUCAGAUGUCAGACUACAAGUUCCCGGUAGGCGCGCAAUCCGAACGAUACAAGAAUGAGGACCUAGAAACGGCUGUAAAGCCUGCGUUUGGGUUUUGGCUGUUUCCCAUUGAUGUGCUGGGCUCUCUGGAAGAGACAGGCGGUCCAGAUACACCGUUGUGGGACUUCUCGAAGAACUGUCCAGAACUUGGAGUAGUAAGCUUGCCUGAGAGGGCUCAGACCGGUUGAUGCAAUGGAAGCAGUAAGAGGCUGAGACUGAGUAGUGGUAGCAUUACGAGUGACAUCGUUAUUGUUGACUCUUCUAAAAGCAGAAAGAAGGAGUCUGUGCAUACGACACAAAAUUCAUUAGACAGCGGUUGCUACGAAGAGAAACUAAACGAGGACCUUCGAAACAGAGCAGUAGCAAAUUCAUUGUCAGUCGU
Molecule: messenger RNA, 1137 nt
Organism: Amorphotheca resinae ATCC 22711
Lineage: Eukaryota; Fungi; Ascomycota; Leotiomycetes; Helotiales; Amorphothecaceae
Exons: 1
Coding region: 68-943 (291 amino acids)
Source: RefSeq, a predicted model, not a curated record